UCAAUAUGGCGAAGAUUCAUAAUAGCGAGUGUAUAGAGUAAUUUAAUUAAAAUAUUUACUAACAAGCAUGUGAUAGUGAAAUAUAAAUAGAGGAAAAACGAAAAAAAUAAUCCGUCAUAUAAUAUUGUUAGUAAAUACAGUUGUCUCACGUUAUUUAUCUUAAGUAUAAUAAAAACAACGGAUUUCAUAUCAUCUGACAAUAAUAAAGAGCGACAAAAUGCAAAAGGAGAAAAGUAAUUACUGUAUGGGGCCGCGCAUUGCGUCAUUAGCAGCCAGGAAAACCUCGCUGUGAUGUUAUGAGGACAAUUGUUUUAUGGCCAGGUCAUAUGAAUCACAAGGUUAGAGGUUCAUUAGCUAGGAGAAUGCGUUCUGAGUAGUGUCGGCGAGCGCGCCGUUUCGAUAACGGAGGAGUAUUGUUGACUUGUCUGAUAGGAAUCCGGUAGUGAGUAAUCGAUGAAAUGAUCGAGAGUGUGUCGCGUCGCGCGUUCAGUAGUUCAAGUGGUACAUACAACGUGCGCGCAUCAGAACUGGCGCGAGAACGCAAGCUAAACAUAUUUAAUGUCACCGUACAACUUUUGGACGAAACCCAGCAAUCGUUUCAAAUCGAGAAAAAAGCAAAAGGCAGUGUACUACUAGAAUUAGUUUUCCAACAUUUGGAAUUAGUUGAAAAAGAUUACUUUGGACUGCAGUUUACGGAAAAUGGAUCUCCACCGAGUGCCACAAAUAGUGAAAUAACGCGUUGGCUAGACAGUGGCAAAUCAGUGAAGAAGCAAGUCGGUGUUAAUGCACAGUUCUGGCUUGCUGUCCGAUUCUAUCCUCCGGAGCCGAGCCGUUUGUCCGAGGAAUUUACCAGAUAUCUCCUUUGUCUACAAGUCCGGAAAUUAUUACUGGAUGGUAGGAUGACAGCGCCCAAAAAUACAGCAUUGCUACUAGCUUCAUUUACUGUACAAGCUGAAUUAGGCGAUUAUAAUGCCAAUGAGCACAACAACGGGUAUCUAUCUUCGUUUCGUUUGUUGAACCGUCAAUGCGCGGAAGACGAGCGCCGGAUACGGGAACUGCACAAGUUGCACCGUGGACAAUCUCCCGCAGAUGCUGAGGCUAACUUCCUAGAACAUGCUAAGCGAUUGGACUGCUAUGGUGUGGAAUCACAUCCAGCUAAGGAUUACAAUGGAAAGGACAUAUUUAUUGGCGUGACGUCAAUCGGUAUCGUCGUGUUCCAGAACACGAUACGCGUCAACACGUUCUCUUGGAGCAAGAUUGUUAAGAUCUCAUUCAAGAAGAAACAGUUCUUCAUACAACUUAAACGGGAACCCUCGGAGUCUUACGACACGGUGUUAGGGUUCAACAUGCAGUCGAGUCGCGCCGCGAAGGCGCUGUGGCGCUGCAGCGUGGAGCGGCACGGCUUCUUCCGCCUGCGCGCGCCGCGCCGCCGCCCGCUGCUGGCCGCGCUGGCCCGCGCCGCGCCCGCGCCGCCGCGCCGCACCGAGGCGCAGGCGCUGGAGGACGCGCGCCGCUCGCGCUCCACCAAUAGGAGCUUUGUCAGGGGCAGUAGUUCCCGUACCCGGGAGCGUUCUGGCGGCGCGUGCGGGCCGUCCCCCGCGGCGGGCCCCCGCGGCGCGCGCGUCGCACACCACGAGCCCCCGCCCAAGCCCGCCUGGGGCGACUCGCCGGAUGAACAAAGCGGUGGUGACAUACUAGAGAGCGUGUUACGUGUCCCCUUAUCAUACGCGGACGAGUCAGAGUCUUCGUGCGGGGGCGGCGAGGGGGAGGGGGAGGGCGAGGGGGAGGCUGAGGACGGGGACGCGGAGGGCGCAGUGUGCGUGCGGCUGGCGGCGGGGGCGGACGGCCGCUUCGGGUUCAACGUGCGCGGGGGAGGGGGCGCCCCCGUGCUCGUGUCUAGAGUCGCCCCCCGCACUAGGGCUAUGCUGCAAGAAGGUGAUCAGGUGAUGUCAAUAAACGACAAAGACGUCGACGAGAUGACGCACGACGAAGUUGUACAGAUGAUAAGAAAUACCAAAGGAGUAUUGACAUUGAUUGUUAAACCUAAUGCGGUGUAUUCAGCGGAUGAAACUCUAGGUAGUGAAGAGCCAGAGGCAUGUUUUGUGCCGCUGGGGGGCGUUGGGGGCGGCAUAGGGGGAGGAGGGCGGGGGGUGGAGCAGUCCCUGCUGCUGCUGGGCGACGGACUUGCAUCAGGCGCUGCGCUACGCCAGUACGAGGCACUGGCACGACGACUGGAAUACCCCGCAACCGCCGCCAAGAGACAGUGCAACCUCGCUAAGAAUAGAUACAGGGAUAUUGCGCCUUAUGAUUCUACGCGUGUAAUACUUAAGAACGGACAGACGGGAGAUUACAUUAAUGCUUCGUAUAUUAAUAUGGAAAUACCAAACUCGGAUAAUGUUCUCACUUACAUCGCUACACAAGGUCCUUUAGCAUCGACUGUUGGCGACUUCUGGCAGAUGGUGUGGGAGAGCGAGAGCAGCGUGGUGGUGAUGCUGACCGUGGUGGCGGAGCGCGGCCGCGCCAAGUGCCACCAGUACUGGCCGCCCCCCGCAACGCCCGCCGCCCCGCCCACCGCCCCGCCCCCUACCUCGCCAUCCGCCCCGCCCUCCACCCCUAUCCCCUCCCCGCUUGUCACCCACCGCCUUACAGUGCGUACGCGCAGUGAACAACAUAUGGGACAUUAUAUCAGGAGGGAAAUCACUAUAGAGGAGUGCGAGGGCGGGAGCCGCGCCGUGACGCAGCUGCAGUACACGGCGUGGCCCGACCACGGCGUGCCGGAGGACGCCGCCGCCUUCCUCGCCUUCACGCAGCUCUGCGCGCAGCUGCGCAACAGGCACGCCGUGGUACCGAGUUCCGAUGAGACGUGGUCGGAGCGCGUGCUGGCGCCGCCGCUGAUCGUACACUGUUCCGCUGGCGUGGGGCGCACUGGCGCGCUCAUCCUGGCGGAGACGGCGCUGCAGCUGCUGGCCACGCAGCAGCCACUCUACCCGCUGGACCUGGUGCGCGCCAUGAGGGCGCAGCGCCCAAUGUGCAUACAGAAUGCUAGUCAAUAUAAAUUCGUGUGUGAGAGUAUUCUCGCCGCGUACGCGCAAGGACUCGCCAAACCCGAAGAGCCGACCAACUGAUGCUUGUUGCCGCAGGUGUGCUGCAACUUUAAUAUAAUGUGGUGUUCAUAGUUUUAGUGAUAAUUAUAUAUCUGCAUCCCUUUUACUAUCUUUGACGAAGUGACGUCACAGGAUUCGAAUUUAGAAUGUACGUGCAGAAUUUAUUGUGAAUCAAAUUGAGCUUUAUGAUAUUGAGUUAAGGUUUAAUUUCAAUUAGCAUGUUUGUAUCAAAAGUAAAAGGAAAAUUAAACCUUAUGACUAUGGAUAAGAGCUCAAUUUUGUUUGCAAUAAAAUUAUAGUUUUGGUCAAAGAUGGGAUUAAUGUAACUGCAGUGAUUUUAAAGUUCAUUUUUGUAUGUAUUUGUAUGGAUUAUUUUUUACCUUGCCAGUCAAUCUCAAGUAGUUAAGAUUAUGUAUGGAGUUUUAGUGUUGGGGUUUAACAUAUCUUGUUAAUAUAUUUCAAUGGAAAUGGGACUUUGUUUCUUUUGUUUUAUACAUAUUUUAAACGCUCGAUAUAAAACAAAAAUAUUUAGUUUCAAUUUUCUCACUAAUUUGUGUACCAAUUAAAAUGUACUUUCUCGCUCUCUCGUAUACGUUUGUCUCUUUCUAGUAACGAAUGUGCUAACUUCGUACUUCUACAAUCGUUAAAUUGUCUCUGUGUUUAGAAAAAUCUACAGUAAGGGUCUCCCUUAGUGACCAAUUAAUGAUUAGACAGCAGGCAACGAUUUGUGAGUGAAUUUAGAUAGAAACAAUGUAAUGAUUUUAAUAUACAGUAAUAGUAUAGCAUAAGUAACUUCGAUCAAGAAAUUUGCCAUAAGUUAAGUUUAAUUAAGGAUGUGUGAAUAUAACUUAAGUGUAACUUAACGCAGUAGUUUUUUUAUGUUGUUCGCAUCUUGAACUUGUAUCUAAAUACCUGUAGAUUAUCAUACUUAUCUCUUCGAAAACAUAAAAACUUGUUUUUCUUAAAAGAAUUUAGGUAAUGGAAACCCACGGUUAUUUUUUCAAUAUUUUGUUGAGUUUAUUUCGUUAAAUCUAUAACUCAUUUAGUUUUUGGAAAUCUUAGAUAAUGUUUGUAAAAUAUCUUAAUUUUCUCUUUUCGAAAUGUUUUUUCUUUGUUAAUAUUUUGUUUGAAA
This is a messenger RNA of Papilio polytes (common Mormon), 4236 nucleotides long. RefSeq names its product tyrosine-protein phosphatase non-receptor type 4 (gene Ptpmeg). The transcript has 15 exons. Bases 459 to 3125 code for a protein of 888 amino acids. NCBI's taxonomy places the organism in Eukaryota, Metazoa, Arthropoda, Insecta, Lepidoptera, Papilionidae. Gene Ontology annotation, cellular component: cytoskeleton. Gene Ontology annotation, molecular function: protein tyrosine phosphatase activity; protein binding. Gene Ontology annotation, biological process: protein dephosphorylation. The record is from RefSeq and is a predicted model, not a curated record.